Messenger RNA from Meloidogyne enterolobii, 883 nucleotides. The record is from the annotation of a GenBank genome assembly. NCBI's taxonomy places the organism in Eukaryota, Metazoa, Nematoda, Chromadorea, Rhabditida, Meloidogynidae.
AUGUAUUUCACGUUAUUUCAGAAUGAUAAGCCGCAUUUUAAAUUUAUCGAAAUGCACUAUUCAUUGUUAAAAGCAAGCCAUGAAGUUUACAAAAAUAUGAACCUAAUGCUUGAAUCAUUUUUUGCAUUUACGGAACAUGAUAGCAAAUUAUUACAGCUUCGUAUCAAGACAUGGAUCUUAGCAGAAUUUUGGCUGAAAAAAGCGAUAAAGGACACGGCAGAAUUUUUGAAGAGAGUUAGAAAUGACUAUUUGAGUCAUUUCCUAAGCGAUUUAACUGAGGAUAUAGAGCAAAAUCUGUCUUUUUGGCUUACUCAUGAAAAAGGGCAACUUAAAAGAUAUGGCGAUGCAAAAACUUCUUACAAGUUAACGAUUUUAACACGCAUUAACGCCGGGAAAGUGUUAUUAGCAUAUACACGAAUGAAGAAGCAUUUCCCAGCCUUCAUUUUUGGUAGAGAUGAAGAGUAUUUUAAAGAAAAAGCUCAGAUAUUGGCUGAAACGUAUAAGGAAGAAUUGGGAUUAAAAUCAAAAGAUUUUCAAAAAGAUAUGAGCGAGAAGAUAAAAGAGAAGUUUAAAGAGCUUAAAGAAGAUAAACAUUCAACAUCUGGAAAUUAGAAGAGAGAUAUUUUAUGAGUCAUUAAACUAAAAGUGAUUGAUCCAUUGAAAUUGAGAUACUUGAAGUGAUGUGUACAUAUUGGGCGUUCUUAUUCUCUUGUUAAACUCAUAUUGAGUUCACGUAUCUUUACAAGACACAUACUUUUCGUGAUAUAAUUUUCCUCCGUAACCCUAAAAAAAUAUUUUUUAAACGAUUUCAUAUACUAAAUUUUCCCCCUUCCCAUGUACAUUUUCCCUUUACAUGUAAUUUUCCCCCUUCCGAUCAACCUAC